GAUAUUGUAACAUUUCACAAAUUUAGAAAGUUUUUAAAAAAUUAAACUUUUCGCUUCGUAGAUUUAUAUUAUCGAGUAAAUAAUUAAACAUUUUAAUGAUAGCCCAAUAAAUCUAAUGUAUCAUCUAUUGUUUAAAUCCAGUUAUUGAUAGUCCAAUAAUAUUUUUUGGUAGGCCAAAAUUUAAAUGAUAAGAUUAGAGAUUAAAUGUAACAUGAUUUUUUAGGAAUAAGUCCAUUAGGUCCAUUUUUUAAAAAAUCACACAUGAAUCAAGAUUGUGACUUCUGUUUUAAUAUAUAAGAUUUGGGGUUUUCCAUUUUUCUCUGAUAGCAAUCAAUAUAAAAAAACUUUGCUGUAUAUGCUUUUAUUUUCUUAGUAGUAUUCAAUUCAAUUGUUUUUUUUUUCUCGAAGAAUCUGCUCGCAGCUUCCGUUUCAUAACCAAAAAAGAUCUUUGAAAUUGUGAAUUAGGGUUUUUGGGAGAAUCUGUCUCUUCGUCAGCUGAAAAGGUUUCCAACAAAGAUAUGGCUUCCUCCGGUGAAGUAACUGAGCCGGAAUGGAUCAAAAGAGUUAAAUCAGAAGGAGCUGUCCCGUGUCUUAAACCAGACAGCAGGGACUCCAAAAACAGUUGGACAACGCCAUCUCCCAACACAUUCAUGGUUAGAGGACCACAUUAUUUCUCCGACAAGGUCAAAGUACCUGCUGGUGAGUUCCUCCUAAAGCCUCUGGGCUUUGACUGGGUUAAAGGUCCCACGAAGCUCUCUGAGAUCCUAAGCUACCCAAGCAGCCGAAUCAGGAAAGCUAUCGAUGAGGAGUUUCAGACGGAGGAUGAUGCUGCCAAGCCUUUUGUUUGGGCGUUCAAUCUCCAGCUUCCUCACAAAGACAACUACAGCGCUGUGGCUUACUUUGUCGCCACUGAGCCUAUGCUCCAAGGCUCACUCAUGGAUCAGUUUUUAAAAGGAGACGACGGGUUUAAGAAAUCGAGGCUUAAACUGAUUGCAAACAUUGUCAAAGGGCCUUGGAUCGUUAGAAAAGCUGUUGGAGAGCAAGCUAUAUGCGUCAUUGGACGUGCGCUCUCUUGCAAAUACGUUUCGGGAGAGAGUUUCGUGGAGAUUGAUGUGGAUAUCGGGUCUUCGAUGGUCGCUAGCGCCAUUGUUCACCUCGCGUUUGGGUACAUUACGACGCUGACUGUUGAUCUUGCUUUCCUUAUUGAAAGCCAGACGGACGCAGAGCUUCCUGAAAAGCUAUUGGGAGCUGUGAGAUUCUCCGAGCUACAGACUGACUCGGCCGUGUCUAUGGAACUGUCUUCGAGCAAUAGUAAUCAACGGUCGAGCUGGUGGAAAUCGCUUGGGAAUGGAUUCUCUAAUCUGCUUAAUCAAGAUACACCGAACACUAACUAUACAUCAUCUCCUGGGAACAACCAGAAGGAUGAAGAUGUAAAGAGGCAGUAGUUGACUCUAUAAUUCUUUAAAAUUUCUUUGAUUUCAUUAUAAAACCUUAAUCAUUUCUUAUAACAUUGCAAAUGUAUAGAUUGUUUUUUUUACUAAUGUAUGGAUCGAUAUCCAACAACAAUAACUUAACUCAUGUGACCAAGCAUGUGAGAAGAACAUAUCAAGAAGAAUGUCAUAUACCA
Brassica napus (rape) is the source of this 1627-nucleotide messenger RNA. RefSeq names its product protein ENHANCED DISEASE RESISTANCE 2-like. The coding region runs from base 519 to 1445 and encodes 308 amino acids. The record is from RefSeq and is a predicted model, not a curated record. The transcript is spliced from 2 exons. NCBI's taxonomy places the organism in Eukaryota, Viridiplantae, Streptophyta, Magnoliopsida, Brassicales, Brassicaceae.